Messenger RNA from Oldenlandia corymbosa var. corymbosa, 2107 nucleotides. Lineage: Eukaryota; Viridiplantae; Streptophyta; Magnoliopsida; Gentianales; Rubiaceae. The record is from the annotation of a GenBank genome assembly.
CCUAGUAAUUAAGCAUUGAUUGUUUCUUUAGGAUUAGAACCCAAAAUGAGAGCAAUGUCGAUGGUUAAUACUACCGGUUACUGCACUCUAUUACUAUGUCUUUUGAUGCAUUCAUUUUCCUCCACUCAUGUUCAUGCAGCUUCUUCUUCCUCUUCAGCUUCACUUUGUGAUUUAACUCCUCAUCCAGCAUUCUGUCGUUCUCAAGAACCAUCAAACAAACCAACCAACAUCCAUGAUUUCGGAAGGUCAACCGUCAAAAAAGCCUUGACAGCAUCCAUUGCAUUGAGUAAAUCGAUUAAUCGUUACUUAAACUCGAAAACUUCACCCUCAUCAUCAUCUCAAACUGUAAUUUUGGCACUUGAAGAUUGCCAAUUCCUCCUUGACAAAAACAUCGACAUUCUAUCAAGCAUUGCUCAAACUCUCAAGGACAAAGAUACCCUUGAUAGGCAACAAUACGAGGAUUUACACACACAGUUCAGCGCAACCAUAACCGAUAAACAGACUUGUAUUGACGGCCUAAUCUUCGCGGCUUCAUCGUCAUCUUCCAUUGUGAAAGACAUUUCACCUCCACUUUCUAAUGGCUCCAUGCUUUGUAGCAUUUCUCUUGCAUUCUUCAAGCAUGGAUGGGCCCCUCCGGGUACCAAAUCCAGGUCUCUUGAAGAAUCAUUCCCUCUUUCGUCGUCGUCGUUUUCUCACAGGAAGCUUCUGCAACUUAAGGGUGUUAAGAUUAACCAAACGGUGACCGUGAAUCCUAAUGGAAGUGGGAAUUACAUUACCAUUACAGAUGCUAUUUUAGCUGCACCAAACGACACUCAAUAUGGGCAAGGAUACUACCUGAUUCGGGUUGCUGCCGGGAUUUAUCAAGAGUAUAUCAACAUUGCAAGCAACAAGAAGUAUUUGAUGAUGGUUGGUGACGGAAUUAACCAAACCAUCAUCACCGGGAAUCACAGUGUUGAUGAUGGAUGGACCACCUUCUCUUCCGCCACAUUUGUUACAAACGGACAAAGCUUCAUAGGAGUGAACCUCACGAUCCGCAACACAGCGGGAGCCAUAAAACACCAAGCCGUAGCCCUUCGUAACGACGCCGAUUUUUCCGUAUUUUACCAAUGCAGUUUCGAGGGUUAUCAGGACACAUUGUACACCCAUACAAUGAGGCAAUUCUACAGGGAAUGUGACAUUUACGGCACGGUAGAUUACAUAUUCGGAGACGCAAAUGUGGUUUUCCAACACUGUAACAUUUACUCUAGGCUUCCCCUUAAAGGUCAAACCAACACAGUUACCGCCCAAGGUAAAACAGACAUAAAUCAGAACACCGGCACCACGAUUCAUGAUUGUAAGAUCAAGGCCGCGGACGAUUUGUUACCGAGUAUCAAUACGACAAAAACGUACUUGGGUCGGCCUUGGAAAAACUUUUCUACAACGAUAGUUAUGGAAUCGUUCAUGGAUACCUUGAUCAACCCGGCGGGUUGGUUGCCCUGGAAUGGUAGUCAGUCGUUGGAUACGUUGUAUUAUGCCGAGUAUAAUAACACGGGUCCUGGAUCGAAUACUACGAAUCGGGUUACUUGGCCCGGGUACCAUAUCAUAACUAAUGGAGCCGACGUUCUUAAUGACACGGUUUCCGCUCUCAUAUCAGGAGACUUUUGGUUGCCUUCUACAGGAGUUCCUUAUACUAGCCUCUUGCUGUAUUAUCCUUAAUAUCUGAUAUUUUCCUCUAAUCCUCUCUCCUUUUUUUGAAAGAAACAAAACCAAAAAGAAAAAAGAAAAGAAAAAGGAUUAAUAUCGGAUUGUAGUUUUGAAGGAUUUGGAUCCUAGAAGUUGACUUUAAAUUACAGUCUAACCCCAUAAAAAAGAUCAGGACCGUUUUGUUAUGGUUGCUUUGGUUUCUAAUUUUUUUUGUUUCCAUUGUAAUCUUUGGUUUUUAGUUUAUCUAUAGAGGUAUCUCCAAAUCUUUGUCAUGAGUGUUAGAAGAAAUGAUUUUAAUUUUGUAUUUACAAAAUUACUUCGGUCAACAAUGUCUAAAAUAUGCAAAAUCUGGGAAAUGUAAGCCAUUUAUAUCUGGAUAUCUGAAUUCGCUUUUUUCUGAUCUACAUUCUGAAGUUCGUUGUGA